This is a messenger RNA of Linderina pennispora, 909 nucleotides long. RefSeq names its product HECT-domain-containing protein. The record is from RefSeq and is a predicted model, not a curated record. The coding region runs from base 1 to 909 and encodes 302 amino acids. Gene Ontology annotation, biological process: positive regulation of protein catabolic process; protein polyubiquitination; proteasome-mediated ubiquitin-dependent protein catabolic process. The transcript has a single exon. Gene Ontology annotation, molecular function: ubiquitin-protein transferase activity. Lineage: Eukaryota; Fungi; Kickxellomycota; Kickxellomycetes; Kickxellales; Kickxellaceae.
AUGUUCAAUCCCGACUACGCCAUGUUCAAGCCGUCGGCGUCGGGCCGAGUGACGUACCAGCCGAACCCGCAGAGCUGGGCGAACCCCGAGCACCUGCUGUACUUCAAGUUUGUCGGGCGCAUCAUCGGCAAGGCGAUUGUGGACCAGCGGGUGCUGGAUGCGUACUUUACGCGGUCGUUCUACAAGCACAUUCUGGGACGCAAGGUCGACUACCGCGACAUGGAGGCCAUUGACCCGAGCUACUACCAGUCGCUGGAGUGGAUUCUGCAGAACGACAUCACCGACGUCGUCGAGGAGACGUUCAGCAUGGAGGUCGACAACUUUGGCCAGCAGGAGAUCAUCGACCUGAUCCCCGACGGGCAGGACGUGCUGGUGACGGAGGCCAACAAGGCCGAGUACGUGCGGCUGGUGACCGAGCAGCGCCUGUCGCGGGCCAUCAAGGACCAGAUUGCCGCGUUCCUGACCGGCUUCCACGACCUGAUCCCGCAGGACCUGAUCCAGAUAUUCAACGAGCAGGAGCUCGAGCUGCUGAUCAGCGGCAUGCCCGACAUCGACGUCGACGACUGGCGCAACAACACCGACUACCACGGCGGGUACAGCGCCAGCUCUGCGCAGAUCCAGUGGUUCUGGCGCGCCGUGCGCUCGUUUGACCAGGAGGAGCGGGCCAAGCUGCUGCAGUUUGUGACCGGCACCAGCAAGGUGCCGCUGGAGGGCUUCACGCAUCUGCAGGGCAGCCAGGGCGUGCAAAAGUUCCAGGUCCACAAGGACUUUGGCUCGCCGACGCGCCUGCCCACCGCACACACAUGCUUCAACCAGCUCGACCUGCCCAUGUACGACUGCUUCGAGACCCUCAAGGCCAAUCUGCUGGUGGCCAUCUCCGAGUGCAGCACGGGCUUUGGCUUUGUGUAA